This is a messenger RNA of Prunus avium (sweet cherry), 4723 nucleotides long. RefSeq names its product Transducin/WD40 repeat-like superfamily protein. The record is from RefSeq and is a predicted model, not a curated record. NCBI's taxonomy places the organism in Eukaryota, Viridiplantae, Streptophyta, Magnoliopsida, Rosales, Rosaceae. Gene Ontology annotation, molecular function: protein binding.
AAUUUCCUGCAUAUUGCUGAGGGAAAAAAAAGGCCGAUCUCAUCAGAAGCCGAAAGAGAGAGAAAGAGACGGUGGCUCGCAUUUGGCAUACCAAACCAUCUCUGUUUUAUUUCUCUCAUUGUUUAGGACUUAACAUAAUGUGCUGUUGGAUCUGAAACUCGAGCAAGUUCGUUGUUUAUCGAUCCGUUCCGCAUUUCAAUCGAAACCCCAAUCAAUGUUGCGGUUAAGAGCGUUCAGGCCGACGAACGAUAAGAUCGUCAAGAUUCAGCUGCAUCCCACGCAUCCAUGGCUGGUCACUGCUGAUGCCUCAGAUCACGUUUCUGUUUGGAACUGGGAACAUCGCCAGGUCAUCUACGAGCUCAAAGCUGGUGGUGUCGAUCAGCGGCGUUUGGUUGGCGCCAAGUUGGAGAAGCUCGCCGAAGGCGAAUCAGAGCCUAAAGGGAAACCUACUGAAGCCAUACGUGGAGGGAGUGUUAAGCAGGUGAACUUCUAUGAUGAUGACGUGCGCUUUUGGCAACUUUGGCGUAACCGCUCUACAGCUGCUGAGUCUCCAUCAGCUGUCAAUCAUGUUGCAUCGGCUUUUAGUUCUCCUGCUCCAUCAACUAAAGGAAGACAUUUUCUUGUCAUUUGUUGUGAAAAUAAAGCCAUAUUUUUGGACUUGGUAACAAUGCGUGGCCGUGAUGUACCAAAACAGGAGCUCGACAACAAAUCGCUUCUCUGUAUGGAAUUCCUUUCUAGAUCUGCUGUUGGUGAUGUUCCUCUUGUUGCUUUUGGUGGAUCAGAUGGUGUUAUCAGAGUACUUUCAAUGAUGACAUGGAAGCUUGUAAGAAGAUACACAGGAGGGCAUAAAGGAUCCAUUUCUUGUUUGAUGACAUUUGUGGCUUCUUCUGGUGAGGCGCUUCUUGUUUCGGGGGGUAGUGAUGGUUUGCUCGUAGUUUGGAGUGCAGAUCAUAGUCAAGAUUCACGAGAACUUGUUCCCAAGCUAAGUUUAAAGGCACAUGAUGGUGGAGUUGUGGCUGUUGAGCUUUCUAGAGUGAUUGGAGCUGCUCCGCAGCUUAUUUCAAUUGGUGCAGAUAAGACGUUAGCUAUAUGGGACACAGUUUCUUUUAAGGAGUUGCGGCGUAUUAAACCUGUUCCAAAAUUGGCUUGCCACAGCGUGGCAUCCUGGUGCCACCCUCGUGCUCCAAACCUUGAUAUAUUGACUUGUGUUAAAGAUUCCAAUAUAUGGGCUAUUGAACAUCCAAUAUACUCUGCUCUCACAAGGCCGUUGUGUGAACUUUCCUCACUAAUCCCUCCACAAGUAAUCGCACCAAACAAGAAAAUUAGGGUUUACUGUAUGGUUGCCCAUCCUUUACAGCCUCACCUGGUCGCUACUGGAACCAACGUUGGUGUCAUUAUCAGUGAAUUUGACCCUAAAUCUCUUCCAGCUGUAGCUCCCUUGCCAACACCAUCAGGAAGUCGAGAGCAUAAUGCUGUCUAUGUCAUUGAAAGGGAACUUAAGCUACUAAACUUUCAGUUAUCCCAGACAGCAAAUCCAUCUCUUGGGAAUAAUACUUCUCUCAGGGGGGACUCACCAGAAACUUUACAUGUCAAACAGAUGAAGAAGCACAUUAGUACACCUGUUCCACAUGAUUCCUAUUCAGUUCUCUCAGUGAGCGGCUCGGGAAAGUAUCUUGCAGUUGUGUGGCCUGAUAUCCCAUACUUCUCCAUCUACAAGGUUAGUGACUGGUCAAUCGUUGAUUCAGGCAGUGCAAGGCUUCUGGCUUGGGAUACAUGUCGUGACAGAUUUGCUAUACUAGAGUCGACAUUACCACCUCGAAUUCCUGUAGUACAUAAGGGGGGCUCAUCAAGAAAAGCGAAAGAAGCUGCUGCUGCUGCAGCACAAGCUGCUGCGGCAGCUGCUUCAGCUGCUUCUGCAGCCAAUGUACAAGUUCGCAUCUUGCUGGAUGACGGCACAUCAAAUAUUUUAAUGAGAUCUAUUGGUGGUCGCAGUGAACCGGUCAUUGGCUUGCAUGGAGGGGCCCUUCUUGGUGUUGCAUACCGAACAUCUCGGAGAAUUAGCCCUGUUGCUGCAACAGCUAUUUCAACAAUUCAAUCCAUGCCCCUGUCUGGAUUUGGAAGUGGUGGGCAUUCUUCUUUUUCCACUUUUGAUGAUGGAUUUUCUUCUCAUAGAUCUUCUGCUGAGGCUGCACCACAAAACUUUCAGCUAUACAGUUGGGAAACUUUUCAACCUGUGGGUGGUCUAAUUCCUCAGCCAGAAUGGACAGCAUGGGAUCAAACUGUUGAGUAUUGUGCUUUUGCAUAUCAGAAAUACAUUGUCAUAUCUUCUUUGCGCCCACAAUUUAGGUAUCUGGGGGAUGUCGCAAUUCCUUAUGCUACUGGUGCUGUUUGGCAUAGGCGACAGUUGUUUGUGGUUACGCCUACCACGAUUGAAUGUGUUUUUGUGGAUGCUGGAGUUGCACCUAUUGACAUUGAAACCAAAAAGAGGAAAGAGGAAAUGAAGCUAAAGGAGGCACAACAAAGAGCCCUUGCCGAGCAUGGUGAAUUAGCACUAAUUGCAGUUGAUGGUCCGCAAUCUGUUACGCAAGAAAGGAUAGCUUUGAGGCCCCCAAUGCUACAGGUGGUGCGAUUAGCCUCAUUUCAGCAUGCCCCAUCUGUGCCUCCUUUCUUAACAUUGUCGAGACAAUCUAAAGUUGAUGGGGACGAUUCCGGGCUGCCAAAAGAGUUUGAAGAAAGAAAGGUUAAUGAGGUAGCCGUUGGUGGUGGAGGGGUCUCAGUUGCAGUUACUCGUUUUCCAACAGAGCAGAAACGACCUGUGGGACCUCUGGUAGUGGUGGGUGUCAGAGAUGGUGUUCUUUGGCUAAUCGAUAGAUAUAUGAGUGCUCAUGCCUUAUCCCUAAGCCACCCUGGGAUCCGCUGUCGGUGUCUUGCUGCUUAUGGAGAUGCAAUUAGUGCUGUCAAGUGGGCAAGUAGGCUUGGCAGAGAACAUCAUGAUGAUUUAGCUCAAUUUUUGCUAGGCAUGGGUUAUGCUACUGAGGCACUUCAUUUGCCUGGAAUAUCUAAGAGGUUAGAGUUUGAUUUGGCCAUGCAGAGCAAUGAUUUGAAAAGAGCUCUUCAAUGCCUUCUUACAAUGAGUAACAGCAGGGACUUGGGGCAAGAGAAUACAGGAUUUGAUUUGAAGGACAUUCUAACUGUAACAACUGUGAAAGAAAAUAUUCUGGAAGCUGUCCAAGGAAUAGUGAAAUUUGUCAAGGAGUUUUUGGAUCUUAUUGAUGCUGCAGAUGCUACUGGACAGGCUGAAAUUGCUCGGGAAGCUCUUAAGAGAUUGGGUGCUGCAGCUUCUGUAAAAGGAGCUUUACAGGGUCAUGAAUUAAGAGGACAAGCUCUGCGCCUAGCCAAUCAUGGAGAGUUGACACGGCUUAGUAAUUUGGUAAACAAUUUAAUAUCAGUUGGCUCCGGACGUGAAGCAGCAUUUGCAGCUGCAGUUUUGGGAGACAAUGCCCUUAUGGAGAAGGCGUGGCAGGAUACUGGAAUGCUUGCCGAGGCUGUGCUUCAUGCCCAUGCUCAUGGGAGACCAACAUUGAAGAACUUGGUUCAGGCUUGGAAUAAAAUGCUACAAAGAGAGGUUGAGCAUACGCCAACAACGAAAACUGAUGCUGCUGCUGCAUUUUUGGCUUCUCUGGAGGAACCAAAGCUCACAAGUUUAGCAGAUGCUGCCAAGAAGCCGGCGAUUGAAAUUCUUCCUCCAGGGAUGCCGUCUCUUUCAGCUCCUCCAAUUUCUGUUCAAAAGAAACCAGCUCCUGGGGCUCAGAACUCACAGCAGCAACCAGGCAAGCCCUUGCUAUUAGAAGCAGCCCAUACUACCACACCAGCACCUUCUAGUGAGCAACAACCAUUAGAAUCAGGUGAACCCACAUCAAAUGAUAAGCCUCCCGUUUCAUCAGCAGAGAGUGAUCCAGCUAAUCCAGCUCCGGCUGCUCCGGGAGAAAGUGUCCCAGAAACUUCUACAGGUAGUGCGGCACCAUCAGAUGCCCCACUCCAAGUGCCUCAAUCAGAGGCCCCAUCUCAAGGGCCGCAAUCAGAGGCCCCAUCCCAAGGGCCGCCAUCAGAGACCCCAUCCCAAGUGGUCCAAUCAGAGGCUCCAUCCCAAGCGGCCCAAUCAGAGGCUCCAUCCCAAGCGCCAGAGUCAGAGGCCCCAUCGCAAGCGCCACAACCGGAGGCUCCAUCCCCAGCUCCACAACCGGAGGCUAUAUCCCCAGCUCCACAACCAGAGGCUCCAACCCAAGCUCCGCAAUCUGAGGUCCCAAUCCAAACACCACCAUUGGAAGCCCAACCUCAGCUACCACCACUUCAGAAAACCAUUUCUCAGCCAUUGCCGGAUCUAUUUCGAAUGUAAUCCCCAAUAACCUGGCUCCCAAAAAAGUGUUGCAGAAUCGCAGAAAUUCAAAUGAUUCGUCCAGUAGAAGCUCCAUGGCAUGUCAUAUAAAGAACUCAUGGUCUAUAUUAUAUUCAUUUUCGGGCAAAGCGGUGUUAUGAAAUAGUUAGUAUUGUUCAUAUUUCUUGUAAGCUCAAGUUUUGUGUGUAUUUUAUCUUAUCCUCUGUAUCAUUGAGCGUGUAAUUUUUUUUGGGUAUUUUGUCUUAUCCUCUGUAUCAUUGAGCGUGUAUUGAUCUUUUUCCUUUUACCCUAUGCUGAGAGAGACUUGUUCCUCGGCAGAUUUUUUUU